AUGACCCAAUUAUUCACAUCAUCGCAUACGUCGUCGCCAGUCGCCUCCGAGAAGCGAAAUUUCCAUGGCCUCUCGCUAUCCUCCAAGAAGCACAACAAUGCCGCCAAUACCAGCAACACUGGCGGCAACAAUGAUUCUUCCAACAACCAUUUCCCCUCGAAAAUCAAAAACUUCUUUCGCCUGAACAGUUCAGGCAGUGCCGGCUCCAACAAUAGUGCUGAGCGAGACCACAAGGAGAACUAUAAUUCUGCCAAGACAGAGUCUAAAUCCAACUUCAGGCAGUCUCGAUUUCUGCCUGCCAUUGGCCGUAAUCGCUCAACCACCGUGGCCAGUGAAGGAAACCCUCUGGAUGACUCUGUCUCUCCAACCGCUCAUGCCAACCCAUACUUCGCCCAUCAAGGUCACCCAGCUCUCCGCCAUCGCAAUGAGGGCUCUCUUCCUUCGACGCCUCCUGACAUGCCCGAGCUGCAAGUCCAAGGCAUCUCCCCGACAGACCAGGCAACUACUGCUGGAAAAGAGGAAUUGGCACGGAAGCUUCGGCGAGUAGCCUCUGCCCCAAAUGCACAAGGUCUUUUUGCUGGGGACAAGUCGGGUGAACGCCCCAAGACGGCGGAAUUAGGGAAGGAACCAUUGAUCGAACAAGCAGGAGAUCAAGUCAAAGUCAGCUUUGUUGAUUCUUCCGAGCAAGAACGGGGACGAAGUUUGCCCGUUCCCACCAUCGGCCCCGAUGGGAAACUCCCGUCUCCAGGGCAAAUCAGAGCGUCCUCCACGGCAGCUUUCCGACGAACAUAUAGUUCAAACUCGAUCAAAGUGCGUAAUGUCGAAGUGGGGCCCGGCAGCUUUGAUAAGAUCAAAUUGAUUGGAAAGGGGGAUGUCGGUAAAGUGUAUUUGGUGCGGGAGAAGAAAUCAAAUCGGUUAUAUGCUAUGAAAGUGCUGAGCAAGAAAGAGAUGAUUAAACGCAACAAGAUCAAGCGAGCUUUGGCCGAGCAGGAAAUCUUAGCCACAAGCAACCACCCCUUCAUUGUAACGCUAUAUCAUUCCUUUCAGUCGGAAGAUUACUUGUAUCUCUGCAUGGAAUACUGCAGUGGUGGUGAGUUUUUCAGGGCCUUACAAACUCGACCUGGAAAAUGUAUACCCGAGGAUGAUGCUAGGUUUUAUGCUGCAGAAGUGACAGCAGCUUUGGAAUAUCUUCACUUGAUGGGUUUCAUCUACCGUGAUCUCAAGCCUGAGAAUAUCCUUCUACACCAAUCAGGACAUAUCAUGUUAUCGGAUUUCGAUUUGUCCAAACAAUCUGGCCCUGGUGGAGCUCCUACAAUGAUCCUCGGACGCAAUGGCAAUGGGCCAUCAUCAUUCCCUACCAUUGAUACAAAGUCAUGCAUUGCUGACUUCCGGACCAAUUCUUUCGUUGGCACGGAAGAAUAUAUUGCACCAGAGGUCAUUCAGGGCUGUGGUCAUACUAGUGCUGUAGACUGGUGGACAUUGGGAAUUUUGAUAUAUGAAAUGUUGUACGGUACAACCCCUUUCAAGGGUAAGAACCGCACUGCGACGUUCUCCAAUAUUCUCCGAAACGACAUCCCGUUCCCCGAGCACGGAGGAGCACAGCAGAUUUCCAACCUGUGUAAAUCUCUUAUUCGCAAACUGCUUAUCAAGGAUGAGACGAAACGUCUCGGAGCGAGAGCUGGUGCCUCGGACGUGAAAACCCAUCCUUUCUUCCGACAGACUUCCUGGGCCCUGAUUCGUCAUAUGAAACCACCCAUGAUUCCUCAUCAAGGACGUGCUAUCGAUACUGUCAACUUCCGUAAUGUCAAAGAAAGUGCCAGCGUUGAUAUCGGGGGUGGUCCAAGCAGCAAAAUGAAAGGGGUUCCAUUAGAUUCGGGUCUUGCCACACCGAGUGGUGAGAUAGCCGAUCCAUUUGAGGAAUUCAACAGUGUUACACUCCACCAUGAGGGAGAUAGCUGA
Messenger RNA from Talaromyces proteolyticus, 1959 nucleotides. Its product is annotated as putative serine/threonine protein kinase (Nrc-2). NCBI's taxonomy places the organism in Eukaryota, Fungi, Ascomycota, Eurotiomycetes, Eurotiales, Trichocomaceae. Gene Ontology annotation, molecular function: ATP binding; protein serine/threonine kinase activity. The coding region runs from base 1 to 1959 and encodes 652 amino acids. Gene Ontology annotation, cellular component: plasma membrane; nucleus; cytoplasm. The record is from RefSeq and is a predicted model, not a curated record. Gene Ontology annotation, biological process: protein phosphorylation. The transcript is spliced from 4 exons.